This is a messenger RNA of Spizellomyces punctatus DAOM BR117, 1404 nucleotides long. RefSeq lists its product as uncharacterized. The transcript is spliced from 5 exons. Bases 153 to 1271 code for a protein of 372 amino acids. Gene Ontology annotation, molecular function: heme binding; peroxidase activity. Lineage: Eukaryota; Fungi; Chytridiomycota; Chytridiomycetes; Spizellomycetales; Spizellomycetaceae. Gene Ontology annotation, biological process: cellular response to oxidative stress; hydrogen peroxide catabolic process; response to reactive oxygen species. The record is from RefSeq and is a predicted model, not a curated record.
CGACUUGUAGCUAGAACGGAGGUACCUCCGGUGCGGCUGGAUGUGUCACCGAGCUUCGAAUUACAAACCAGCCACAGCAUAAAAGGGGCCCGAGUGCUUCGCGCCUAUCUCGCCUUACCCUUCCUUCCUGUCAAUAUCUCACUCAUUUAGCGAUGAACGCACGCACUGUAGCUUCUCUUACCCUCAGAUCAGUACGGUCAUCGGUGCUUCGCCCACGCGUCACCGUAUUGUCAACGACCACUGCUUUCCGACGUGGGUAUGCCACGGGCGAGCAGCAGCCAUCAGGACAACAACAUGCUGGGCCAAAGGGGAAAGGAAGCAACAACUUGCUUUGGGCUGCUGUAGCUGGCGCAGCGGGUAUCGGUGGCUACUAUUAUUAUCGGUUUACUCAGGGCGAUCUCACCGAAGCGAUUCCUCACAGCCCUACAAAAUCCAAACUUACCCCCGCACAAUUCCAAGAAGUGUACAACGACAUUGCCAAGCUCCUCGACUCUAACCCAGAUUAUGAUGAUGGCUCGUACGCGCCCGUUCUCGUACGUCUAGCCUGGCAUGCCAGUGGCACAUAUAGCAAGCACGACAACACGGGUGGAUCGUAUGGCGCCACGAUGCGAUUCCCCAUCGAAGCCGAAUGGUCGGCGAAUGCUGGCUUGAAAGUUGCUCGGGAUCUUCUUGAACCCAUCAAGAAAAAGUAUGGUGAUGCUCUGAGCUAUUCGGACUUGUGGAGUGUGGGUGGUGUUGCUGCGAUCCAAGAGAUGGGUGGGCCUACCAUUAAAUGGCGUCCAGGUCGUGUCGAUCAAACUGCUGACAAGACGACGCCGGAUGGUCGACUACCUGAUGCCAACGCCGAACACCCGAACCAUCACCGUGAGAUUUUCUACAGGAUGGGCUUCAAUGAUCAAGAAAUUGUCGCCCUGCUGGGUGCCCACGCCAUAGGUCGAUGCCACACCUCUCGCUCGGGUUUCGAUGGCCCGUGGACUUUCUCCCCUACCACUUUCUCCAAUGACUUUUACAAACGCCUCUUGGAAGAGAAAUGGGUCGUGAAAAAGUGGAAGGGACCGAAGCAAUACGUUGACAAGAACACGGGAUCGAUCAUGAUGUUGCCUACGGACAUGUCCCUCACCAAGGAUAAGGAGUUUAAGAAAUGGGUGGAGAUUUAUGCGAAGGAUGAGGAGCGGUUCUUUGAAGACUUUGCAAAGGCGUACCAGAAGUUGUUGGAACUCGGUGUUCCAUUUGAGGAGGGUACACCUGUGAUUGAGUUUAAGCGGCUGUAGACCGCUAAAAUGGGAAUUGUACUGGAAGGGCAAAUGAGCUUGGAUACGUCAUAGCAACACUAAAGGACGUCAUAUUAUGAAAAUUGUAACUAGGAUCUGAAAUAGGGAAAUAAAGCACGAUACGAUCAAAUCA